Molecule: messenger RNA, 816 nt
Organism: Amaranthus tricolor (Joseph's coat)
Lineage: Eukaryota; Viridiplantae; Streptophyta; Magnoliopsida; Caryophyllales; Amaranthaceae
Product: pectinesterase inhibitor 11-like
Exons: 1
Coding region: 48-668 (206 amino acids)
Biological process (GO): negative regulation of catalytic activity
Molecular function (GO): enzyme inhibitor activity
Source: RefSeq, a predicted model, not a curated record
AUAUAUCUAUGUACAUUACAUAAAAUUUUCAAAAUAUAAUUUUGUUUAUGAACUUGUUCAUGGCUACUUUCAUUUUUCCCUUAUUUAUUUUCUCUCUCCUCUACAUCACCUCUUCCGCGGCGGCGGUAGGGCCCGCCUCCACCACCACCACUAACAAUUUUAUACAAUCAAAAUGUAGCUCCACAACCUACCCAACAGUUUGUGUCCAAUCACUCUCCUCCUUUGCCAAUAAAAUCCAAACAAGCCAACGCCAAUUAACACAAACUGCUCUUAUAGUGAGCCUAGCCAAGGCCCGUUACACUAAAGCCUAUGUGGCCCAUUUGGCUCAUUCCAAUGGGCUAAAGCCCAGUGAAUUCGGGCCAAUAAAGGACUGUUUUGAGGUCAUUGGAGACACUGUGGAUAGACUUAGUAUGUCGAUACACGAAUUCCAAAGCGCAGCCCGAGCCCAUUCUAGUGAUUUCUUAUGGCAUAUGAGUAAUGUACAAACUUGGGUCAGUGCCGCUCUUACGGAUGAAAACACUUGUGUUGAUGGGUUUUCGGGUCGGGCUGUAAGCUCCAGGAUGAAAAAUGGUAUUAAGACUCAAUUUCAGGGUGUGUUGCAGUGUACAAGUAAUGCUCUUACUUUGGUUAAUCAGUUUGCUGAUAAGUAUUCUCCUAAUGAUGUAUGAUUAUUGAUUAAGAAAUAUAAUCAAUUAAGAAAAUUUUGUGAAAUAAUUGAAGAAAUUUGAGAUUCUUAUGGUUUAAUAGAUAAUGUAUACCAGUGUACUACUAAGAUAUGAUGUAUAGUGAAAAGAAGCUUUACACUUCUAGUUUAAA